Molecule: messenger RNA, 465 nt
Organism: Episyrphus balteatus (marmalade hoverfly)
Lineage: Eukaryota; Metazoa; Arthropoda; Insecta; Diptera; Syrphidae
Exons: 3
Coding region: 54-449 (131 amino acids)
Source: RefSeq, a predicted model, not a curated record
UUUACUUAGUUUGCUUUGUGUAGUUCGUUUUUAGUACUACUAGUGUAAUAACUAUGGAUUUUGGCACUAUUGCGUGGAUAGUGUUUGGUGUCUUCUUAGUUUUAAUAAUAAUAGGAACAUGUAUAUCACGGAGCAUGAAAAAGAGGAGACCGAUUUAUCAAGCACCCGUUUACGUCACUUCAGCUACACACACAACACCUGGUAGUUGCUCAAAUGAAAUGCAAACAGUUUCGGUCUACCCCGCUUCAAAUUUCAGUAAUCAACAGAUUAUACAUGGACAACAAGCUUCAGUUUCUGUUAUCGGCAGAAUUAAUUCUCAGGUGGUUGCAAGUAAUCCAUUAAAUGCACAACCCAAUUAUAGCAUGAAUCCACCAUCAUAUGAGAAUACAGUUGGAGCAAAUCAAGCUUCCUACCAACAACAACCACCAUACAAUCCUAGUUACAUGUAAAAUAAAGAAUCACCAA